AUUCUAUUUUAUCCAUUCCCAUGUAUCAGGCAUUAAAGUCACUUUCAUUAGUGAGCAUGCCAAACCUGUUGAGGGCUUUUAUAAGUUGAUGAACACUUGAAUAGUUUGCACUUUGCAGGCAUACAACAUAAAGAACUGAGAGGUGAUGUUUAAAUUGGACAGUGUCAAAUAGUUUAUGACAUAAGAAAUAAACAUCAAUUUCAAUCAUAUCGGGACGAUGAAGUUUAUGAAGAUAGGAGCAAGACCAGAUACCUUCUACACCGAAGAUGGUACAAGGUAUGUCCAUAUAUAGUAGCGUACCUGAUUAUUUGUGUAUGAUACAUAAUAAGAGUUCCAUAUAAAGUGAACUAAACUUAAUUAUGGUUCCCGAAAUAACACAGGGUUAUAAGUUCAGAUAUGCCAAGUGAUCUUACUAUCAAAAUCAACAACAUAACCUAUCUUCUUCACAAGUAUCCACUUCUGCAAAAGUGUGGACUCCUGCAACGACUCAUAUCAAACACAGAAGAUUCGGACAAUGUUACCCUCGAACUGCAUGAUACUCCAGGGGGAGAAGAGGCAUUCGAGAUAUGCGCGAAAUUCUGUUACGGGAUGACCAUUAACGUCAGCGCACAUAACUUCGUCCCCGUUUUCUGUGCCGCGAAGUUCCUUCGAAUGACGGAGUCCUUCGAGAAGGGGAAUUUGGCGGUCAAACUCGAGGCAUUUUUAUCUUCAUGCGUAUUGGGAGGCUGGAAGGACUCGAUUCUGGCGCUCCAGACGACGGAGAAGUUAGCCGAUUGGGCCGACAAUGUCGGCGUGACCCGGAAGUGUAUAGAUUCGAUCGUUGAGAAGAUCUUAACCCCUCCGGCGAAGGUCAGGUGGUCAUACACUUGCAGUCGCCAUGGAUUCGAUAAAAAGCAAGCGAAAUCGGCGCCGAGAGAUUGGUGGACGGAGGAUUUGGCCGUGCUUGGGAUAGAUCUCUUCCGAUGUAUAGUCACAACCGUUAGAUCAACCGGAUCUCUGUCGCCUCAGCUCAUCGGCGAGGCCUUACAUGUCUACGCCGGCCGGUGGCUACCAAACACCAAAAAGGCGAAAUUGUCCUCAGUCGAAGGGAUCGAGAGGAAGCGGAGUAUUCUAGAGACAAUUGUGAGUAUGAUCCCUAUCGAUGGAGACUCUGUUUCAAUUAGAUUCUUACUGAAGCUGCUUAGCGCGGCAAAUUACUUAGGAGCAUCUAUGGUGACGAAAGCAGAGCUGAUAAGGCGAUCGGGGGAGAGGUUGCACGAGGCGAGGGUGAAUGACUUGCUGCUGCCGCCAUCUCAGGCUGGUGAUGAAACUGGAAGCGGCUUUGAUGUUGAAUUGGUCGGGGUUGUUUUGGAGAGUUUCCUGAGGCAAUGGAAGAGGCAGGCGGCGGGUGAAGAGAAGGAAUCGGCGAUGAGGAAGGUGGGAAAGCUGGUGGACUCUUAUGUUCAAGUUGUGGCUAGGGAUGAUCCUAAAAUGGCAGUUGAGCAAUUGGUGUCUCUGGCUUCUGCUGUUCCAGAUAUUGCCCGACCACUUCAUGAUGAGCUUUACCAGGCAGUCAACACGUAUCUUAAGGUCAUCAAUAGGUCAGGGUCCAAUGAAAUAAGAUGAGGUACAAAGGUGGGAUUAUUCCUGAAUUAUGUAAAGGUGGGAUUAUUAUGAGAAUACCAGUGAAAGGGUAUUCCAUCUCGCAGGUGCAUCCCAAUCUAAGCAAAGCCGACAGGAAGCUGCUCUGCCGUAUUCUGGACUGCCGUAAACUAUCACCAGAAGUAUGUGCGCAGGCGGUGAGGAAUGAGCGGCUGCCAUUGAGAACCGUAGUGCAAGUACUCUACUUUGAGCAGGAAAGGGGUACCGCUAGAACCACCACGCCCAGUCAACUUUCAACACCCAAAGGAGAUUUUAAUGGACUUAGAAAUAAUCUGAAGUUGGAUUCAGAUGAUCAGCGGCCACACAAGGCAACGGAAGAGAAUCGGAGACGAAGAAGAACUAUAGUUCAUGAGGAUGUUUCAAGGUCAGUGUCAACAAAGGGAAGAGAUAUUGGUGAAGAAAAGGAAAUACGUGGAAGUACUAAUAAUAAGGCACUUCCUCGUUCACAAAGAGCCCUGCACGCACAAUAAGGAUACAUAUACUCUGCAUUGAAAUCAAAUUCAAUGAGCACUCUGUGUUUCAUGAAUAUAAUGCCAAUUAUAUCUGGUUGAAAAAUCUUAGCAUCGUGUGCAAAGGUGAAUGGAGCAUGCAAUUCAACGGGAGAUUGAUGAUAUUAUUGAUUUGUAUAUGUGAUUGUUCAUUUGAUAUAUUCAAGAAAGAUUUCGUAUAGUGCUUUGGAACAAACAAUGUAAUUAAAUUGCAAAAAUUGGAGUUAGAAGUUUCAUGUCACUUAAAAAUUAAAAGGAAAAAUUCACACUAAUAAUCCCACAUAUUACCGGUCUUCCAUUAUUAAUCCCUCUCAUGCGUAAUUCUAGAUUAAUAUGUAUUAAAGGGGUAACCUUCCACAAACACUCUACUAACCCGAAGAACCCGUCUUGACCGGUAAUUAAGAAUCACGUGACCCACACGUGAUUAUCCUCUCCCUCUUAUCCCAAAAUCAGAGGCCAAGCCCAACCGAGCUCUUGCAUCCCAAAUUCCGCGACCACCUGCGCGAGAAGACGAAGGAAGAGAACGAAUAGCAAGGGAAGAGUAAGGUUAAAUCUUUAACUUCUUGAGUACUGAACAAUCAUGAAUUCAGUGAGUGGUUCAUCUUCUUGGACCUGCAACUCGAAUAGGAGGUUGUGCGUACUUGCCAUCACAAGAUAGAGCCGAAAUUGCGAACGGGAAAGAGCGGUCCAAACAUUGGAAGAAAGUUUUAUGGCUGCUCGCUAUGGCUUAAUGCAGAUUGUCGUUUCUUUGAAUGGUGUGAGGACAAUGAUGUGAAAUAUGAUGUCCAAAUAGUGAAAGAUAAAGAUCUACUAAUUGAGCAGUUGUUGGCAGAGAAGAAGUUAUUGGAAGAAAGAGUACUCAAGUUGAAGAUGAAGAACAAGAGGUUGGCUGUAGAAGUUGCUGAUUCUCGGAUGGUGGCUUCCAAAACAGCUAGAGGAAAAGCAUAUGUUGUUAUGGUUAUAAUAGCAUCUUGGAUAGUUUUUGGGAUUCUUUCUUAUUUGGUGUAAUGUACCAUGUAAUGUUAAAGUGAUGUAAUAUUGGAUCUUGGAAUUAGGGAUGUUCACCUUCUGCUAAAUUGAUGUAAUAUUAUUGGAUCUUGUGAUGUAAUUACUUCUUAUUUGAAGUAAUGUACCUUCUGUUAAAUUGAUGUAAUAUUGGAUCUUCUAAUGUGUAUGAUGAACUUC
Cuscuta epithymum is the source of this 3314-nucleotide messenger RNA. Lineage: Eukaryota; Viridiplantae; Streptophyta; Magnoliopsida; Solanales; Convolvulaceae. The record is from the annotation of a GenBank genome assembly.